AUGGAUCUGCUUGUGAAUAAAUAUCGUCCUAAGGAUGUGCAGGAAGUGGUUGGGAAUCCCCAAACGGUGGAAAUGAUCUCGCUGAUAGUGCAAAGCAAUGACAUGCCGCAUCUUCUAUUUACGGGCCCGCCAGGAACCGGAAAGACAACAUGUGCAAAGAUGCUAGCAAAGACACUUCUUGCCAAUAAUCCAGAAGGACUGCUGGAACUGAAUGCAUCAGAUGAGAGAGGAAUAGACACAGUUAGGACAACAAUAAAAAGUUUUGCUCAGCGUAAGAUAAGCAACUGUGUUUUUAAAAUAAUCAUACUUGACGAGGCAGACUCAAUGACCACUGCAGCUCAGCAAGCAAUGCGUAGGAUCAUGGAGAUCCACAGCAACGACUGCAGGUUCAUAUUGAUAUGCAAUGCUUUUGCAAAGAUCUUUGAGCCGAUCCAAAGCAGAUGUGCAGUGUUAAAGUUCGACAAGAUCGAUCGAUCGAUUGUUUUCAGUAGGCUUAGGGAGAUAUCGAAGUAUGAAGCAAUCAAUAUAACCGAGGAAGCUUUGGGUCUGCUUGCCGACCUCAGCGAUGGCGAUAUGCGGCAGGCAUUAAACAUCCUUCAGGCAUGCAUCAAUGUAUCUUUUCCAAUAGAUCAAAAAUUCAUUAUCAAGAUAAUAGGGCUUCCAUCUCCAAGAAGAAUUGAGGGCAUACUGAGAAGACUUUUGAAGAACGACAUUGAAAACGCAAUUGCUGAGUUUAAUGCAGUAUGGAACGAAGGAUUUGAUGCGACAGACCUGAUGGGCUCGUUUUUCAAAGCAUGCAAAAAGAUUGAGAAUUACGAGCUACUGAAGAUAGUUGGGCUAGCAACAAUGCGAAUUUCCGAAGGAGUAGACUCCAAGACGCAGUUUUAUGGGCUAUUCAAUGACAUUGUGUGUAUAGGUGCUCGUAAUGCUUAG
Messenger RNA from Ordospora pajunii, 933 nucleotides. RefSeq lists its product as uncharacterized. Gene Ontology annotation, molecular function: DNA binding; ATP binding; DNA clamp loader activity. Gene Ontology annotation, cellular component: DNA replication factor C complex; nucleus. Gene Ontology annotation, biological process: DNA repair; DNA-templated DNA replication. The coding region runs from base 1 to 933 and encodes 310 amino acids. The record is from RefSeq and is a predicted model, not a curated record. Lineage: Eukaryota; Fungi; Microsporidia; Ordosporidae. The transcript has a single exon.